CUUCUUCAGCGGCUACGGUACACCGACUAAUAGAAGAAUGUUUGGAAAAAUUGCGUCAAUGGUCCACCAGGCGGCUGAAGCGCUAGCGCCAUCAAUGUCGAGCAAGGACGAGUUUGUGCAGUGUUGGAAGGCUGUAACUACUCAGUUGAUUGAGAUAAGAGAUGACAGACAGCCGGUGCAGUCGACCAAGAUACCGAAGUAUCUAGAGAGGAUGUUGGUGUUACUGAGUAAAGAAGACAAGCAAUAUCAAGAGAACACGGGUCCAUGUUUAGAAUAUUUACUUCAGCACAAGAUCUUAGAGACUUUGCAUACACUUGGCCGAGGAGAUACACCACCAGGAAUGAAGCAGCAAGUUCUCGGGUUCUUUUCUGAGAUGAUUGACUCAGUUCGUCACCCUCUUUUGCCUCAAGUUCAUGUACACAAGCCUGUUCAGAGAUUGAUCAAGUGCUGUGGUGCGAAAGUGUCACCAACUGAAAGUGAGGAAGUUGAUUUUCUACUUGCCUUAUGCCAGAAGUUUAGAAAGGAACCAUCGUUAGUUAACUUCUUUAUUGAGACGUAUGGAACGGUGUCACCUGCUCCUGAUCAGGCAUCUAAACCAAGCUUGAAGUUUGAUCUUCUAAUUGCCCUUCUUCAGCUCAGCAAGAGUGAGGAUUAUUCGGUUGCCUUAAAGGCUUAUGAAGGAUUGAUCGUGUGCACAUCGUUACCACAGGAGAGUGCAGCUAAUGCUAUAGCAGCAAACUCGACAUACUGCCAGCAAGUGGUGAGACGUCUAGUUGAUCGAUAUAAAGCUCUUCCUAUUGCUCAAGAUGGUACCAGUACGGACCUCUAUUCUGUAACAGCCAAAUGGGGCCUAGCAGACGCUGUAAAUCAGAAAGCUAACCCCGGUCAAUCUGCUGAUGUCACCGCUCUUCGUCUGUUUUUUGCAUGGCUCGACUACAUUGACAAAGUUGUUGCUACAGCUCAUCCUAUUAUUGUUGACAAAUUAGUGAAAGGUUUGUCGGAGAUGUUCAUGAGUCACUGUCUUUUGCCUCUGUUGCUUCACCCACGCGAGGAUUACAAAUUGGCGUCUACGAAUUAUUUGACAAGGAUACUCCAGGUCAUCUCGGCUCCAGCUCUGGUUCAUGAAUUUGCCGUUUUCUUGCUGGGAGCAGAUUUGAAGCCCGAGGAACGUCAUUCUUCUUCGAUCAGUCACAAGCUUCGACAUGCACUGAUCCAACAUUGUGACCACGUAUCAGAACAGCUAAGUAUGGCAACACUGCAUUUGUUCAGUGCACUCUUGGCUUUGCCCACAGAGCAUGUGAUUGAAAAUCUCGUUCUAAGGAAUCUUGAGACUCGCUCUUAUCACUCUAGUCCGAAUCAUUCUGACUUAUCAUAUCUUUUACCACAAAAACUUUUAUCUGACUUUGCAAUCAGAGAAGCUUCGUCUCGUGCCGGUGAUAUAACAAGCAAUGGUUUGUGCAAUGGUGGCAUAGAGAAACAGGCAGACGUCCUUCAUAGCUUGGAUAGUUCUGUAACCGAUGGUACUGAGUUGUCUCAAUCGAUAUCUCCUAUUGGAUCUCCAUUAACGUCGCCUGCGUGGCUUUCAAGUCCGUCUCACUCACACCAGUCGAACAUGAUAUCUCCACCCCAAUCGCAAUCAGGGAGUCAACAAUGGAGUGUCUCGUCUGCUGCCCUACAGCAGUAUUUUCAGACAUCAUUUAGUGCGACUUGGCCAUCACUCGAUGUGUCACACGUAGCAAUAGGAAGUAGAGAUCCGAUGCUGCGUGAGCUGGCAAAGAUGCGCAUCGUAUGUGAUCCAAGUUUACUCGAGACAACUGUCAACGGAUUUUUGGAUAUUAUUCCUUUCGAUUUGCAAGUUUCUAGUGUAGAAAUCGGUAGCACUUGCUAUGAGGCUUACCUUCAUGAUGCUUUACGAAAAGUUGAUCAAUGCAACUUGCACUGUCGUGGAUGGACAUGGACUGUUCCUAGCUCAAUACAAGAGAGACAAUCAUCUUUCUAUGAGGGGACAUUUUUGGAAAUUGUGUUCAACAUGGUUCUCCGCAUGCUCGAUCAGCCGUAUUCAAUGAAUCUUCAGCUGACGGGUCUUCUUAGUCAGCUUGCGUCAUUUGCUCACCCAUUGAUGCACGAGUACCUUUUGGAUGCUAAAGUUCCUUUGGCACCGGGUGCACGGAGCUUGUACUCAGUUCUUGUCAAGGUUCGAGACGAUCUCGUUGUUCGAGUACAGAGAAUGCCGCAUUUUGUGUCGUCUCUCAUGGAAGCACGUCGCAGAUUGACAGGCCAAGGCACAGCCGACCUAAUAAGCAUGCCGAACAACACAAUAUUCGAAGGAGUUGUCGUACUCGAAGAAUUUUGUAAAGAAAUUUCGGCAAUCACGUUUGCCAAAUCAGUUGUGGCUCUUCAGGAUUCUAGUUGAAAGGUAUUAUUAGUUGAGAGUAUUAAAAACACAACAACGAUGGUUCGAUAAGACUUUUUGAGAGCUUAAUUGCCACAUGAUUGCAACCAUGUUGUAGAUGGCAGUGGACAUGUUUUUACGGCUACUGUGUGUGGUAGUAAGUAAACUCGGGAGACUAUUUAAUUAGCGUUUGUAGACAUGCGAAUAUUGUUGAAAUUAGGAUGCUACCGACGGCUUACUAUA
Molecule: messenger RNA, 2635 nt
Organism: Corticium candelabrum
Lineage: Eukaryota; Metazoa; Porifera; Homoscleromorpha; Homosclerophorida; Plakinidae
Product: FHF complex subunit HOOK interacting protein 2A-like
Exons: 21
Coding region: 38-2413 (791 amino acids)
Source: RefSeq, a predicted model, not a curated record